Messenger RNA from Chaetomium strumarium, 1257 nucleotides. Its product is annotated as peptidase family M48-domain-containing protein. Gene Ontology annotation, cellular component: mitochondrial inner membrane. Gene Ontology annotation, molecular function: metalloendopeptidase activity. Bases 1 to 1257 code for a protein of 418 amino acids. The record is from RefSeq and is a predicted model, not a curated record. The transcript has 2 exons. NCBI's taxonomy places the organism in Eukaryota, Fungi, Ascomycota, Sordariomycetes, Sordariales, Chaetomiaceae. Gene Ontology annotation, biological process: mitochondrial protein processing; protein quality control for misfolded or incompletely synthesized proteins.
AUGCGACCCUUCGUGUCGCCGUGGAUCCUGCCAAGUUCCCCCUCCAUCCUCCUCCGAACACGUCCCCCACCAACUCGCCCGGCUGUGAGCCCCUUUCACGCCACCGCACGAAGCCUUUUCCUCAGCCAACGACCGCCGAGCCCGCCACAACGAUGUGAACCCCUCCGCGUCCCACCGCCACCACUACCACACCAACCAACCCCUCCUCACCUCCUCACCCUCCCCUUCAGAAGAGCAGCCCAACAACAGCGCUGCUCCUAUCACCAGAACCACCACGACCCCUACGACCCCCAGCACCGCGCCACGCGCCUCGCAACCGCCAAGCCGCUCGUGCACUGGCGCGGCUGGCGUGCCCUCAACACGCCGUCGACAUACACGGUCGUGGCGGCCGCCAUCUCGGGCGCGCUGAUCUUCUACUUCUCCAACCUCGAGACGGUGCCCGUGUCCGGGCGCACGCGCUUCAACGUCUACUCGCCGGCCAGCGUGCGCAAGGUGGGCGAGAUGGAGUACAAGCGGGUGCUGUGGGAGCUGGAGCAGAAGGGCAUGGGUUUCCUGCCGGAGUGGGAUCCGCGGACGGCGAGGGUCAAGAGGGUCAUGCAGCGGCUGAUUCCCUUUUCUGGGCUGCAGGGGGAGGGGGAGGAGGAAGGAGGGAAUUAUGAGUGGGAGGUUUUCGUGGUGGAUGAUCCGCACACGGCCAACGCGUUUGUGAUUCCCGGCGGGAAGGUGUUUGUGUUCAGUGGGAUCCUGCCGCUGGCGAGGAAUGAUAGCGGGUUGGCGACUGUGCUGGGCCACGAGAUUGCGCAUAACCUGGCGGAUCACCACGGUGAGCGGCUGAGCCAGGAUCUUGGGGCCAGUGUUUUGCUGUAUAGUCUGGUGAUCAUGGGCGGGGUGUUUGGGCUGGGCCCGUUUAUCAUGCACUUCUUUGGGUCGAGGUUCAUGGAUGUCGCGUUCGGCUUCCCCAUGAGCCGGCUGCAGGAGAGCGAGGCCGACUAUAUCGGGCUGAUGAUGAUGGCCGAGGCGUGUUAUGACCCCUCGGAGGCGGCCAGCUUCUGGGCCAGGAUGGAGAGGGCCCAGGGACAGGAGGUGCCCGAGUGGAUGAGCACGCACCCGACGAACGUGAGCAGGAUCAAGAAGAUCCAGGAGUGGCUGCCUAAAGCGAUGGAGAAGCGGGCGCAGAGUGACUGCAGCUCGACGACGGCCUUUGCCGACCUGUUCAGGCAGGCCUUGCGGACGGGCCAGGUGAUUGUCUUGGGAUGA